AUGGCUUUGCAGGAAGGGGAAAGCUCACGGGCCAAGAAGGGAGUUUCGGGCAAAGGGGACGAGGAGUCUGAUUCUGCGUCCAGUAUGGAAGAGGACUCCUUUCCUGAUGAAGGUGAGGAGCACCCAGGCUUAUACAGUGUGGAAAGGAUAAAGGGUUGUCUAAGUAGAACUAAGAACCAGAGGAUCCUGAUAGAGGUGCACUUCUCUGACCUGCCGAGACUGUUUAGGUCCAUUCGGUUCCACAUGGCCAAUAAAGCCGGGAAAAGGUUUACUGAGAGGGAGGGCUAUAGGUUGAGGAAGAUAGCUCUUACUGAUUACGAGGAAAGAGAGAUCGCUCUGAUCCAGCAGAAUAAUUUAAUUACUGAUAAACUGGCCCAGAAUGAAUUUGAGAAAGACAUUCUAAAGGCAAAGAAUAGUAAUCUGCAGGCAGAAGUUGAAGAUAUGCAGGAUAACAAGACAAUCCUGACUAAGGAGAACCAGAGCUUGAUUGCUAAUGAGGUCCACCUCGAAUCUCCGAAAAAGGAAAAACAAAAAGACAUUGAACGUUUGUGUUUAGCAGUGCAAGACCUUCACUGUCAAGAAGGGGAAAGCUCACGGGCCAAGAAGGGAGUUUCGGGCAAAGGGGACGAGGAGUCUGAUUCUGCGUCCAGUAUGGAAGAGGACUCCUUUCCUGAUGAAGGUGAGGAGCACCCAGGCUUAUACAGUGUGGAAAGGAUAAAGGGUUGUCUAAGUAGAACUAAGAACCAGAGGAUCCUGAUAGAGGUGCACUUCUCUGACCUGCCGAGACUGUUUAGGUCCAUUCGGUUCCACAUGGCCAAUAAAGCCGGGAAAAGGUUUACUGAGAGGGAGGGCUAUAGGUUGAGGAAGAUAGCUCUUACUGAUUACGAGGAAAGAGAGAUCGCUCUGAUCCAGCAGAAUAAUUUAAUUACUGAUAAACUGGCCCAGAAUGAAUUUGAGAAAGACAUUCUAAAGGCAAAGAAUAGUAAUCUGCAGGCAGAAGUUGAAGAUAUGCAGGAUAACAAGACAAUCCUGACUAAGGAGAACCAGAGCUUGAUUGCUAAUGAGGUCCACCUCGAAUCUCCGAAAAAGGAAAAACAAAAAGACAUUGAACGUUUGUGUUUAGCAGUGCAAGACCUUCACUGUCAAGAAGGGGAAAGCUCACGGGCCAAGAAGGGAGUUUCGGGCAAAGGGGACGAGGAGUCUGAUUCUGCGUCCAGUAUGGAAGAGGACUCCUUUCCUGAUGAAGGUGAGGAGCACCCAGGCUUAUACAGUGUGGAAAGGAUAAAGGGUUGUCUAAGUAGAACUAAGAACCAGAGGAUCCUGAUAGAGGUGCACUUCUCUGACCUGCCGAGACUGUUUAGGUCCAUUCGGUUCCACAUGGCCAAUAAAGCCGGGAAAAGGUUUACUGAGAGGGAGGGCUAUAGGUUGAGGAAGAUAGCUCUUACUGAUUACGAGGAAAGAGAGAUCGCUCUGAUCCAGCAGAAUAAUUUAAUUACUGAUAAACUGGCCCAGAAUGAAUUUGAGAAAGACAUUCUAAAGGCAAAGAAUAGUAAUCUGCAGGCAGAAGUUGAAGAUAUGCAGGAUAACAAGACAAUCCUGACUAAGGAGAACCAGAGCUUGAUUGCUAAUGAGGUCCACCUCGAAUCUCCGAAAAAGGAAAAACAAAAAGACAUUGAACGUUUGUGUUUAGCAGUGCAAGACCUUCACUGUCAAGAAGGGGAAAGCUCACGGGCCAAGAAGGGAGUUUCGGGCAAAGGGGACGAGGAGUCUGAUUCUGCGUCCAGUAUGGAAGAGGACUCCUUUCCUGAUGAAGGUGAGGAGCACCCAGGCUUAUACAGUGUGGAAAGGAUAAAGGGUUGUCUAAGUAGAACUAAGAACCAGAGGAUCCUGAUAGAGGUGCACUUCUCUGACCUGCCGAGACUGUUUAGGUCCAUUCGGUUCCACAUGGCCAAUAAAGCCGGGAAAAGGUUUACUGAGAGGGAGGGCUAUAGGUUGAGGAAGAUAGCUCUUACUGAUUACGAGGAAAGAGAGAUCGCUCUGAUCCAGCAGAAUAAUUUAAUUACUGAUAAACUGGCCCAGAAUGAAUUUGAGAAAGACAUUCUAAAGGCAAAGAAUAGUAAUCUGCAGGCAGAAGUUGAAGAUAUGCAGGAUAACAAGACAAUCCUGACUAAGGAGAACCAGAGCUUGAUUGCUAAUGAGGUCCACCUCGAAUCUCCGAAAAAGGAAAAACAAAAAGACAUUGAACGUUUGUGUUUAGCAGUGCAAGACCUUCACUGUCAAGAAGGGGAAAGCUCACGGGCCAAGAAGGGAGUUUCGGGCAAAGGGGACGAGGAGUCUGAUUCUGCGUCCAGUAUGGAAGAGGACUCCUUUCCUGAUGAAGGUGAGGAGCACCCAGGCUUAUACAGUGUGGAAAGGAUAAAGGGUUGUCUAAGUAGAACUAAGAACCAGAGGAUCCUGAUAGAGGUGCACUUCUCUGACCUGCCGAGACUGUUUAGGUCCAUUCGGUUCCACAUGGCCAAUAAAGCCGGGAAAAGGUUUACUGAGAGGGAGGGCUAUAGGUUGAGGAAGAUAGCUCUUACUGAUUACGAGGAAAGAGAGAUCGCUCUGAUCCAGCAGAAUAAUUUAAUUACUGAUAAACUGGCCCAGAAUGAAUUUGAGAAAGACAUUCUAAAGGCAAAGAAUAGUAAUCUGCAGGCAGAAGUUGAAGAUAUGCAGGAUAACAAGACAAUCCUGACUAAGGAGAACCAGAGCUUGAUUGCUAAUGAGGUCCACCUCGAAUCUCCGAAAAAGGAAAAACAAAAAGACAUUGAACGUUUGUGUUUAGCAGUGCAAGACCUUCACUGUCAAGAAGGGGAAAGCUCACGGGCCAAGAAGGGAGUUUCGGGCAAAGGGGACGAGGAGUCUGAUUCUGCGUCCAGUAUGGAAGAGGACUCCUUUCCUGAUGAAGGUGAGGAGCACCCAGGCUUAUACAGUGUGGAAAGGAUAAAGGGUUGUCUAAGUAGAACUAAGAACCAGAGGAUCCUGAUAGAGGAUUACGAGGAAAGAGAGAUCGCUCUGAUCCAGCAGAAUAAUUUAAUUACUGAUAAACUGGCCCAGAAUGAAUUUGAGAAAGACAUUCUAAAGGCAAAGAAUAGUAAUCUGCAGGCAGAAGUUGAAGAUAUGCAGGAUAACAAGACAAUCCUGACUAAGGAGAACCAGAGCUUGAUUGCUAAUGAGGUCCACCUCGAAUCUCCGAAAAAGGAAAAACAAAAAGACAUUGAACGUUUGUGUUUAGCAGUGCAAGACCUUCACUGUCAAGAAGGGGAAAGCUCACGGGCCAAGAAGGGAGUUUCGGGCAAAGGGGACGAGGAGUCUGAUUCUGCGUCCAGUAUGGAAGAGGACUCCUUUCCUGAUGAAGGUGAGGAGCACCCAGGCUUAUACAGUGUGGAAAGGAUAAAGGGUUGUCUAAGUAGAACUAAGAACCAGAGGAUCCUGAUAGAGGUGCACUUCUCUGACCUGCCGAGACUGUUUAGGUCCAUUCGGUUCCACAUGGCCAAUAAAGCCGGGAAAAGGUUUACUGAGGGAGGGCUAUAG
This is a messenger RNA of Cyclopterus lumpus (lumpfish), 3573 nucleotides long. Its product is annotated as myosin heavy chain, cardiac muscle isoform-like. Lineage: Eukaryota; Metazoa; Chordata; Actinopteri; Perciformes; Cyclopteridae. The coding region runs from base 1 to 3573 and encodes 1190 amino acids. The record is from RefSeq and is a predicted model, not a curated record. The transcript has 14 exons.